AUCUUGCCCAGUCACUCAGUCAGUCACUCAGUCAGUCACUCAGUCAGUCAGUCAAUCGCUUCAAUCCUCGCCAUCGUCUCGCCGAAGCCGAUUCUUGUUGGUCCAUCAUCCCGCCCAUAUCCCAUCCCGCCUCCUCGCCAUGUUUCUGACCCGCUCCGAGUACGACCGUAGCGUCAACACCUUCAGUCCCGAGGGUCGUUUGUUCCAGGUGGAGUACGCUAUCGAGGCCAUCAAACUUGGCUCCACGGCUUUGGGCAUUCAGACCUCGGAGGGAGUGGUUUUGGCCGUGGAGAAGCGCAUCACGUCGCCCUUGAUGGAGCCCACCUCCUUGGAGAAGAUUGUGGAGGUGGACCGCCAUCUGGCCUUGGCCUUCAGUGGAUUAGCCGCGGAUUCCAAGAUGCUCAUUGAGCGGGCUCGUACGGAAUGUCAGAACCAUUGGUUCACUUUUGAUGAGACCAUGCGCAUCGAGUCUGUGGCCCAAUCCGUAUCCAAUCUGGCCAUUCAGUUUGGCAACGCUGAUCAGGGCGGCUCGGGCUUGAGUCGACCUUUCGGCGUGUCCUUGUUGUUCGCCGGAUUGGAUGAGAACGGGCCCGUGUUGUUCCAUUUGGAUCCAUCCGGCACGUACGUGCAGUUUGAGGCCAAGGCUAUUGGUUCGGGCAGCGAAGGCGCCCAACAGAGCUUGCAGGAGGUCUAUCACAAGUCCAUGACCUUGCGGGAGGCCAUCAAGUCGGGCAUGACCAUCUUGAAGCAGGUCAUGGAGGAGAAGCUGAACGACACCAACGUGGAAGUGGCCACGGUCACCAAGGACAAGGGCUUCCAGAUCUUGUCCAGCCAAGAGUUGCAGAAUGUGAUCAAAGAACUGAGCUAAACCACCACACAUGGUUACUUCAUGGCACUUUCUUGUGUAUUAUGGAAUAUUCUCUUACUAUCCCUUAUAAUAAAACAGACUCUUUGAACCCCGAUCUGUGGCUGGCGGCACUUUUUUCAAGACUAGAGUCGUUUCAGA
Messenger RNA from Tigriopus californicus, 1006 nucleotides. RefSeq names its product proteasome subunit alpha type-5-like (gene Prosalpha5). Gene Ontology annotation, biological process: proteasome-mediated ubiquitin-dependent protein catabolic process. The coding region runs from base 140 to 868 and encodes 242 amino acids. The transcript has a single exon. Gene Ontology annotation, cellular component: proteasome core complex; nucleus; proteasome core complex, alpha-subunit complex. NCBI's taxonomy places the organism in Eukaryota, Metazoa, Arthropoda, Copepoda, Harpacticoida, Harpacticidae. The record is from RefSeq and is a predicted model, not a curated record.